UGCAGAUGUAUUGUAGGUCACCGAAUGCGGUGCUUUUGGAUGUGAAAUGGAUGGUGCACAUGAAAAGUUUUUUGGAGAUGUUUAUAGUAUCCUGAGACAAUGGGAAUUCAUAAUCCUUCGUGUUCAGACGCUACUUUUAUGGAAGCGUAUAGUUCCAAGCUUUGUUUUUACUGCACUAGUAAACAUUGUGUUUUUACCAUUUGUGAGGAGCAAACUCAGUGGAUUGUUUCUUUUCUGCUUGGUGUUGUUUUUCAUUCUGUUGUGUAAAUUGUUAAAGCCACUGGUAGCAAAGGCUAAUACUGUUUUCAAUUGUUCAUCUGGCUCAUUCUCGGAACUUGUAUCUCUUUGCCUAAGAAAUGGAAACAUUAUGUCAACUGUUGAACUUAGCCGUUGGAUAUCCAAAGGCAUAUAUGGUGCACUCAUUGUCGUUAAUAAACUUGUACAUCGUCGAAAUCAUCCUCUUUCGUUUUUCAUUAUCUCAAGUACAAUCAGUAUUGGAUGCAUUGUACUCAGUAUGUAUAUAUCUGGUGUAACUUUAGCCUAUAUGGUUCUCAAUAUUUGCUUAACUCUACCAGCACUAAUACAUCAUAAUGUUAUAUCACGAAUAUGGAAUUUAAUAAAACCUAUUUUAAUUCGUAUUGAAGCUGAAUUCGAUAAAAAUGCUUUAGAAUCUCCUGAAGAACGUGAAGCCGGUGAACGUGAACUUUAUGAACCGAUUGUUGCAGCUGCAAAUGCAGCCAAUGCUGCUGAUAUACACCAUAAUGAAUUAGACAUAAAUGAGUUCGUUAAACCAGAGGCUGGUCAGAUAGAUACAGACGAAUUAGACACAUCUGAGGCGGUAUUUAUCAAACAAUUUGUGUCAGAUAUCAGUUCAGAAGAAUUAGAUCGGUUGUUUUCUGAAGCACUUGGUGAACAUGAAAAUAUAUCACAGAAUAAGCGACGCAUGAGACCAGAUUUCAUUGAUUCUCGAAGAUUUAAUGACAUAAUUGAUGAUGCUGCAUGUAUUAAACAAGAACCAUAUUCUCCAAGUUCAUGGGCAAUGGGAAGUGAGUACGCGACGGAUGAUGAUGAAAGUAGUGAUAUCAUGAAUGAGGUUGGUACAACUUCAUAUUUGCCAAAUAAAGAAAUAGAACAUGAUGAUUUUGUGUUUAUCAGAAAAAAAGAGGGAUGAAGAAGCCGAUUACUGUUGUCUUCAUUUCACUUUCAUAUAUUUCACCGACAUAUAUAUAUAUACAUACAUUGCGCGCAUAUAUUACACAUUGUCUAUAUCAAACACAUUUUUUCUCAUUCUGCAUUACCAUUCAUUCAAUCAACGAAUCUAUCAGUCGAAUCCAAUCACUUUAAAACACGGACACAUUUAUCUUUACUUUCAGUUUUAAUGAUAAAUGCAAGAAGUAGCUAAGCGAAGGGAAAAUAUCACCACUACAAGCUGAAAUAACAAUUGAACAAUUAUUCAUUUAUGUGAAUCUAUCUGUGUGUGUGGAGCUAUGGGUGUCAGCGUGUGUGUGUGUGUGUGUCUUUUUUUCUUUCCCUAUUCCUUUGUAUAUAUGCAUUUAGAUUACCUCUUAUGGCUUUUCUUUUAAGAAGGAAAUAUUUCGGAAGACUGAAAUGAGUGAACAAAAGAAUAUUCUCCUCUUCUUCUUCUUCGUCAUUAGGUUUUACAGUUAUAAUAAAUGAAGAAUUAUUAACAAUACU
Messenger RNA from Trichobilharzia regenti, 1695 nucleotides. NCBI's taxonomy places the organism in Eukaryota, Metazoa, Platyhelminthes, Trematoda, Strigeidida, Schistosomatidae. The record is from the annotation of a GenBank genome assembly.